Molecule: messenger RNA, 1612 nt
Organism: Triticum aestivum (bread wheat)
Lineage: Eukaryota; Viridiplantae; Streptophyta; Magnoliopsida; Poales; Poaceae
Product: chalcone synthase-like
Exons: 2
Coding region: 137-1174 (345 amino acids)
Biological process (GO): polyketide biosynthetic process
Molecular function (GO): acyltransferase activity, transferring groups other than amino-acyl groups
Source: RefSeq, a predicted model, not a curated record
AAAAAAUAUUAGUCAGUAUCACCGAAUCAAAAAAAAUCUACCGUCCCGAGAGCCAUAAUGUCCAUAAGAUGGAUGCUCAUAUUAACCUUCGCUCAAUGGUUACCCGCAAAAAAAAAAACCUUCGCUCAAUGGUAACAUGCGUACUGCAGGUGAGAAAUCGACCAUCAAGAAGCGGCACCUCUACAUCGACGUGGCACUGCUGGCUGCUAAUCCUGAGAUGACCACCUACAUGGCGCCUACUUUGGACAUUCGCCAGGCCAUCAUCUCCGAGAAGGUCCCGGAACUCGCCGCCGCUGCGGCCACCGCCGCGCUCAAGGAGUGGGGAGGUCCGCUCGAGGACAUCACCCACCUCAUUGACAGACUCAUCGUGGGCUCCACCAGCGGCGGCAGUGACAUGCCCGGCGCCGACUACCACAUCAUACGGCUCCUCGGGCUCUCUCCCUCCGUCCGCCGUGUCGCACUAUACCACCAGGGCUGCUUUGUCGGCGCGGCGGUGCUGCGCCUGGCGAAGGACCUCGCCGAGAACAACGGUGGGGCACGCGUGCUGGCCGUCUGCGUCGAGACCAACCUCAUGUACUUCCGCGGCGUCGACGACGCCCACAUGGACAACCUGGUCUGCCAGGCCCUCUUCGGAGACGGGGCUUCCACCGUCGUCGCCGGGGCCGACGCUGACCCGGCCACAGAGAAGCAGCUGUUUGACAUCGUGCACGCGACGCAGCACCUCAUCCCGGAGACCGGCGGCGCCAUACAGGGACUCAUGCGGGAGGUGGGCCUGACCUUCGGCCUCAUCAGCGAGGUCCCGUCGCUGAUCGCCAAAAAUAUCGAGGCCGGCCUCCAGGAUAUGCUCGACGGCUCCGGCGUCGCAAUCACCGAUAGGAACUCCCUGUUCUGGGCGGUGCAUCCAGGGGGGCGCGCGAUCCUCGACAAGGUGGAGGCGGCGCUGGGACUUAAACCGGAGAAGAUGCGGGCAUCACGCAAGGUGCUGGCCGAGUACGGGAAUAUGGGCAGCGCGUGCGCGUGGUUCGUCCUCGACGAGUUGCGACGGUGGUCCGCCGCCGAGGGAUGCAGCACCAACGGAGAGGGGUGCGAGUGGGGCGUGCUCUUUGGCUUCGGCCCGGGGCUCACCAUGGACACCGUAUUGCUACGUAGCGCACACAUCUCCCUCCGUUUCUAAAUACUUGUCUUUCUAGGCAUUUCAACAAGUGACUACAUACGGAGCAAAAUGAGUGAAUCUACACUCUAAAAUAUGUCUACAUACAUCCGUAUGUAGUAGUUAUUUGAAAUGUCUAGAAAGACAAAUAUUUAGGAACGGAGGGAGUAGCAUUCUUCCUCCCCAUACACGCGCGUGCGAAACCGUUCCGUAAUUUGUUAUGUAUACUCCUGUUGCAGUCGUUUCUGUGUUUGCUUAUUAAAGUUCCACACGCACUAUAGUACUCCCUCCGUCCCAUAAUAUAAAAACGUUAAUGUUAAAAACGUCUUAUAUUAAGAGACCGAGGAAGUACAUAAUAAGCAUAAUAAUGAUAUGCUAGGGUCCGCACUUUGCUUAGUCCACCGAGACCUACUCCUUUGAUUGUACCACCUGUUUUGCCCGUUGUUUAAUUGUUAUAAAAAA